Vidua macroura (Pin-tailed whydah) is the source of this 1457-nucleotide messenger RNA. RefSeq names its product gamma-aminobutyric acid type A receptor subunit pi (gene GABRP). Gene Ontology annotation, cellular component: membrane; GABA-A receptor complex; synapse. Gene Ontology annotation, molecular function: neurotransmitter receptor activity; GABA-A receptor activity; extracellular ligand-gated monoatomic ion channel activity. The record is from RefSeq and is a predicted model, not a curated record. Gene Ontology annotation, biological process: signal transduction; nervous system process; chemical synaptic transmission. The transcript is spliced from 10 exons. Lineage: Eukaryota; Metazoa; Chordata; Aves; Passeriformes; Viduidae.
GCUCCCACGCCUGCCAUGCCUGAACUCCUGGGGAAGCACCAUGGGACCGGUGCUCACCUGUAACAGCAGAGGACAAGAGCUUCAGACAAGCAGAGCAAAUACAGAAAAAAUCUCCAGACAUGUUCUGCAGAUAUUUUUCCUUCUUUGGUCUGUGUCUUUUCCUUCCAACCCAAAGGUAAGUCUCUCUGGGUCAUGGAUCCAGCUUGCAUGGCAGGGGCACAACGUCCCUCCCUGGAUUUGAGAACCUCACCAUGGGGUACAACAAAUACCUCCGGCCCUACUUUGGUGGAGAACCUGUACAAAUUGCAAUGAGUCUGGACAUUGCAAGUAUUUCUAGUAUAUCUGAAAGUGACAUGGAUUACACAGCCACCAUCGCCCUGCGGCAGCGCUGGACAGACCCUCGGCUGGUCUUUCAUGGCAACAAGAGCUUCACGCUGGAUGCUCGCCUGGUGGAGUUGCUCUGGGUGCCAGACACCUACAUUGUGGAGUCAAAAAGGUCCUUCCUGCACGACGUCACUGUGGGCAACCGCCUCGUCAGGCUGUUCUCUAAUGGCACUGUCUUGUAUGCCUUAAGAAUCACUACUACUGUUGCCUGUAACAUGGACCUCUCAAAAUACCCUAUGGACACACAAACGUGCCGAUUGCAGCUAGAAAGCUGGGGCUACGACGAGAACGAUGUCACCUUCACCUGGCUGAGGGGAAACAAUUCCGUGCAGGGCAUCGAGAAGCUGCGGCUCUCCCAGUACACGGUGGAGCACUACCACACCCUGGUCUCCAAGUCACAGCAGGAGACAGGCAGUUACCCACGACUGAUAUUACAGUUUGAACUGAGAAGAAACAUCCUUUACUUCAUUUUGGAGACCUAUGUGCCCUCCACUCUGCUUGUCAUGUUGUCCUGGGUUUCUUUUUGGAUCACACUGGACUCAGUGCCUGCAAGAACCUGCAUUGGAGUUACAACAGUGCUUUCUAUGACAACUCUGAUGAUCGGCUCACGAAGCUCACUUUCAAAAACCAACUGUUUCAUUAAGGCCAUUGAUGUUUAUCUUGGCAUCUGCUUCAGCUUCAUCUUUGGUGCCCUUGUGGAAUAUGCAGUGGCUCACUACAGCUCCUCACAGAAGUGUGCAGCUAAAGUACCAGAAGAGGGGCCUGCAAAUGAACUGACUGAAGAAAUGGAAGAAGUUAAUAUCACCAACAUCAUAAAAAAUUCCAUCACCAGCUAUAAACAGAAAAUCAGCUUCACAAGCAUUGAGAUUUCCAGUGAUAAUGUUAACUGCCAUGAUUUGACCAUGAAAAGUCAUGAGAAAAUCAAAUGUGUCUUGAGGAACAAAAUGCGCAGGAUUAUUGGUUAUUUCACAAUUCAGAACCCUGGCAAUGUGGACCACUACUCCAAAUUGCUUUUCCCUUUGUUUUUCAUGGUGGUCAAUGUAUUUUAUUGGGCUUAUUAUCUAUAUUUUUAG